This is a messenger RNA of Camelus dromedarius (Arabian camel), 1785 nucleotides long. RefSeq names its product tripartite motif-containing protein 75. The transcript is spliced from 2 exons. Gene Ontology annotation, biological process: protein ubiquitination. Gene Ontology annotation, cellular component: cytoplasm. Lineage: Eukaryota; Metazoa; Chordata; Mammalia; Artiodactyla; Camelidae. Gene Ontology annotation, molecular function: ubiquitin protein ligase activity; protein binding; zinc ion binding. The record is from RefSeq and is a predicted model, not a curated record. The coding region runs from base 1 to 1785 and encodes 594 amino acids.
AUGGCAGACAGCACGGAGGUGACAGCUCUGUGUGGGAUGCAGUUUUUCCAAAUCUGUAAAUCUACAGCAGUCAGAGUGAAAAGAGCUCACGAUCCUGUCCUUACUGCUCUGUCACAUUUUGUUGGGGAGGUGACCCUCAUGCAGCGGGGAAGCUGGGAUCUGGAAGAAGUGACAGAAGUGAAGGAAGCCACUCUGGCCACUGCCCGCGCCACCGAGUUCCGACGGCCCUUCGGAGCGCAGCGUCCUGGACAAGGAGUGAGAACCGAGGGUGCGCCUGCUUGUCAGCGCGGAGACCCUGCAGCCCGGCCUCCAGAGAAAACCCACCUCGGUGCAGCCCCGAUGGCGGUGGCGGCGGCCCUGGCUGGACUCCAGGCAGAAGCCAACUGUCCCGUGUGUCUGGACGGCCUGAGCGACCCCGUCACCAUCGACUGUGGGCACAACUUCUGCCGCCGCUGCAUCCAGCAGUCCUGGGCUCACCUGGAGGACAGGUUCCCUUGCCCCGUGUGCCGCCACCCGUGCCAGGAGCGGCACGUCAGGAGCAACACCCAGCUGGGCAGGAUGAUCGACAUCGCCAGACAGCUGGGCGGCCGCAGGAGCAAGAGGAGGAGGCGCGAGGAGCCGCGCCUGUGCGAGCGGCACCACCAGGUCCUGGGCCUCUUCUGCGAGGACGACCUGGAGCUGCUGUGUCCCCUGUGCACGCAGCCCCCUGAGCACCAGGGCCACGUGGUGAGGUCCGUGGGCGAGGCCGCCGCUCACCACCGCAAGAGGCUCGGCAGUUACGUGGAGCCCCUGAAGACGCGGGUGGCCGACGCUCAGAGCCUGGUGGCCGCGCAGGACAGGAAGCUGCUGGAGCUGCGGGAGCAGGUGCAGCGCCAGCGGCGGGAGCUGGCCUUGGAGUUCGGGCAGCUGAACCGGGCUGUGGACCGCGAGCAGGAGGCCGUCCUGGAGAGGCUGGUCCAGGAGGAGCGGGACAUCCAGGAGCAGCUGGGCGCCAACGUGGCCGCCUUCUCGGACCACAUUUCCACCCUGAAGGGCCUCCUGCAGGAGGUGGCCGAGCGGAGCGUGCUGCCCGGCGUGAGGCUGCUGAGAGGCAUCGGGGGCGUCCUGCGCAGGUGCGAGGGCCUGCGGUGCCCCGCCGUCUACUCCUUCCAGCUGCGCCGCGAAGGCUGCAGCCUCCCCCCGCAGCACUCGGCUCUGCGCAAAAUCAUCCAGACGUUCCGGGAGGACGUGAGCCUGGACCCCGAGACGGCGCACCCCAGCCUGCUGGUGUCCGAGGACAGGAAGUCCGCGACGUUCCUGGGGAGGAAGCGGAGGGCGCCCCGCGGCGCGCGGAGGUUCAGCGCGGAGCCGGCGGUGCUGGGCGCCCAGGGCUUCGCGCGCGGCCGGCGGUACUGGGAGGUGCGGCUGGGCGGGCCGGCGUGGGCGGUGGGCGUCUGCGCGGACCCCGCGGACCCCGCCCCCGGGACGCGCGCGGGGCGCCCGGCGGGACCCGGCGGCCGCUGGACGGUGCGGCUGCGCGGCGGGGCGUACGAGGCGCAGGGGCCCGGGGGCGCCGUCCCCCUGGAGCUGAAGGACCGGCCCGGCGGGGUGGGCGUGUACCUGGACUACGAGCUGGGCGCCGUGUCCUUCUACAGUGUGGACGACAGGUCUCACCUCCACUCCUUCUCCGCGGCGUUUUCGGAAGUCCUGAAGCCCUACUUCUGCAUCAGGAGCGACUCUCUCACAGUCUGCGCGGUGAGAGACUACGGGGGUGAUCCCAGCCAACAGGGACCUGCAGAUAACUGA